UGAUUCGAUGCACCAUGUUGGACGUAAAGGAAAUGAAUGCAGCGAAUGGCGUUCAAGUAAUCGAUGCAUUGGUUACUGCUCGAGACGUUCAAAGUAAAAUUGUAAGUAAUAUGGUUUACACCAAAGCUAUGGCCAACGCUGCAAUGUUACAGUGUGGUUUAUCGUGUACAUCUUUUUUCGAUGCAUUCGACAACACGGAUGAGUACUUAUACAAAAUGAAUGACUGCGACGGAACCAACUUCAAUUUCAAAGUUGUAGAACACAAAACCAAACAAGGAAUUGAGAUUCAUCUCAUUGUAUCUCACGUGGAUGAUGACAAUGCAACCAUCAAUGCAGAUCUGUUUACUAUUCCGAGCGAAUUACCACACUAUUUAGGCCAUGCGUCACAUCUUGGAAACUCAUCCUGCCGUUUAUUAGCCAUCUUUAGUUGUAACAAAAAUAUUACAAAAAUUAUUGCAAAAAUAGAAAGUUUCUUCGUGAAAACAAGUUCGAAGAAUAGUAGCCGCAGAUCCUCUAUUGACUCUAUUACGUUGGCUGCACUUGAAGACUUUAAAAACUAUAAAGUCGUUUCUUCCCGCGCGAAGCACCUUUGAAAAAUAACUUCCCUCGACUCCUUGGCGCAGCCUGCAACUUGAAGUAAAUUGUUCUACUUGAGGAAGUCGUCGACAACCCUCUGAAUUCUCUCUUCUUGCACUCAUUUUUUUUCCAACGAACUGUUUUUCUCUUAUUAUUUUUUCAAAUAAUUUUUCAAAACGUGAAGAAAACUUUUCCAAAAUACAACAUUUUGUUCAAUAUGCAGACUUGUCCAUGUUUUAAAAUCAGAAUUUGAGCAAUCUGGUUCCUCUCUGAUAAGUUAAAUGUUAUAACUUGUGUGAAAUGUUUCCUAAAGAAACGAAAUUGUGAUAACUUGAAAUAAAUACUUUUUUUUUUACAUUUACUGCUUGUUCAAAAAUGCGACAUUUUUUGAUAAAGUUGAGAAACUUUUCGCUAAUGCACCAAAAGGGAGGAUUUUUGAUUCAAUGAUGAUAUCUUUGACUGGAUCAAUAUUUAAUAAUAAAAUUUCUAUUUUGGGUACAAAAUUUGAAAGUUUAUUGGAUAGAGGAAGUCAUUUUCAUGUAAUUCAAAAUCUUGAAUUCACAUUCUACAAUGUGAACGAAACCAAGCUACGAGUAGAUUAAAAGAGCAUGUUCUAAUCCCCCUCAAUCCGGAAAUCAAAAUUUCAGGUUAAUUUUUGAGAAUUCAGAAAAACUGUUAUGUAAUUUUUUGAGAAAAGUGAACCAGCGUGAAUAACUCGCCUUCAAGUCAACUCUCACACAUCAACGACUAGUAGCUUUGAACCAUUCUGGAGACUCCAGUGAUUUUUUGAUUUUCUCCAGAAAUUUCAAAUCACUGUAAAAGGGUUAAAAAAAAUUUAAAAAGUAUGUACUUGAUAAAAACGAUUGAGAGCAUGCUCAAUGAGCACCGAUCAAAGUUAGUGGUUCUAAAGUUCACUUUGGACCCUUCUGAAGCGAUUUGAAAUUACUGGAGAAAUUUGAAAACUCACUGGAGACUUCCAAAAAGGUCAAAUCGGUAUUGUUUUCGAGUCUGGUUAUCAUGGAAACGCACCAGGCAAUAUCUUGUUGAAAAAAGCUGCUCGUUAUGCAACUUCUUUGAAAAUUAGUGUUUUUUUUCACUUUUUUGGAAUUUAAAAAAUGAUAAAAAAUUCACUUUUCAACUCGCACUUCUGGAAAUUUGCUUUAAAAAAAGUAUCCCAUAAAAAAGUUAAAUCGCCCUUGAAACAGUUUUUAAAAAUCCAAAAAUGAAAUUAAGCUAUCGAAAUUUAUUUAAAUAAAAGAGGGGAGGAUUCGUGCUCUUUCGACCUAGAUUGGUUUAGUCUAGUCCCAUUCUUCCCUUGUGAGGGUAAAGUGUUCAUCAGUCAUCACUCAAAUUUUCUCCUCCAAGUAUUGAUACAAAACUCUCCCGCCAACUUACCCAAUUAUGUUUCAAAAAUAUAAAAAACCAAUCAACUUGUAUCAAUAAAUUAUAUAUUACAUAAUAACAAUAAUAUCAUCCAUUAGAUACAAUUCAAAAUUACAAAUGAACAUAUAUAAACGAAUUCUUUUUUCAUUUUUUCCAACAAUUCCAGUGUAUAGGUAAAUUGGCAUAGAUCAUAAAUAAAAGGACAAGAUAUCAAUGAAAUUCUUAAACUUUACUCUGUAUACGAUAAACGGUAUUGCGUGUGUUAGUCGUACAGUGAAAACUUUCCAGUGUCUAGUCCAUACAGCGAACGAAAAAAAUUAAAUAAAUACUUAAGAAAAACCAUUCCACAUAAAAAUGCAAACUACGUUACAAGAGUAUAGAUCCGCACGUCAGAACAGAACGUUACCGGUGGUAGAUUUAUCACAGAUUAAUAGUACAUUAUACGUUAAUAUUGAUCCACUUCGUUUAUUAAAAGGGCUAGGGCACCAGAAAGAUAGAGAGAAAAAAAGCUUAAAAAUUCUUCGUUGCUUAAAUACAUGUACAAUGAAUAUAUAAAAUGACCUUGUGUAUAUUAUUAAUAAAAAAUAAAAAGCUCAAAGUUAGAACAGUCUUUUACACUAUGAAUUAUAUUUCAUACACCAAUAAAAUGCAACAAAUCGGAAGACUGAUUAAAAAUGAAUAAAAUAAAAAAAAAAGAACAAACGAGCGCCCGAUGCGAAAAAUUCAGAGAAAAAAAAACAAAGCCAUAAAUUCAGUCGUCUUCGUCGUUAGUUGAAUAAAAAUGAAUAAAUAAAUAAAACGCGUAGAAAAAUCAUAACGCGUGUGAGUGCACUCUCGAGGCAACAAUCCGAGCAUUUGGAAAGGCGGAUGAGAUUCGUUUCAUAAUACGUACAGUAAGAAUACUAAUACUUCGUGUAUUUUCAAAUUAAAUAUGUGAUGAAAAAAAAAAGCAGAAUAGUAAAAAACACGUUCCUUUCAAUUUUGUAUGGCUGAUUCGACUCCAUCGCUAGAUAUUAAUACUGUUGGAAUUUUUCAAUAGGUAGGUGGUCAAAAUUCUACAAAUUAGAACAAUUAUUCAAAGGAUACUUUUUCAAAACCUUUCUCCGUAAUCGACCUUUUCCAAGGACCAUUUCAUAUCGUAAAAUAUUUACAUAAAUAUAAUUUACAUAGUUCACAAAAAAUAACAUACGCAUGAAUAAGCAUUGUAACAAACAUUUUUUUCUUUUUAGAUAGGUACACUACGAGUGUUCAAUUGAUUCGAGCCGAGCGAACGUUGAUUUGGGAAAAAAAAUCAUACAAAUAUGUAUCAUAAUUUGCAGCAUUUAAAAGAAAACGAAUCAUUCACGAAAGAAUAUAAAUUUUUCAAAAUUAGGUACGCUGAAAAUACCUGGUGGAUAACGAACCAGUGUCCAAUAUUCUAUUAUUAAUUUUUCACGUGGAUUAUAAUUUCAAGUAAUGCAAUCAAGUUGUUCACGAACGACUGAAUAAUUUCGAAAACGAUUCUUGUGAUUUGGGCAGGAUUUUCCGGCAGUUUUCUUAGCGAAACAUCAUCUUAUAUGAAAUCGUUCGCGAAU
This is a messenger RNA of Planococcus citri (citrus mealybug), 3533 nucleotides long. RefSeq lists its product as uncharacterized. The record is from RefSeq and is a predicted model, not a curated record. The transcript is spliced from 4 exons. Lineage: Eukaryota; Metazoa; Arthropoda; Insecta; Hemiptera; Pseudococcidae. The coding region runs from base 15 to 593 and encodes 192 amino acids.